CCCUGCUAGGCAAACCCGCCUUCAGUGAGGGUUUGAGCGAGGCGUGUCCCCUAGCGAGGCGCAGAAGUGGAGCCCUGGUGGGUGGUUCUGCAGGGGCUGGGAUGUGGGGUUCCACUUUUCCUCCUUCAGUUAUGUCACAAAGAGCCAGCUUGUAGGAGGCGGUAGGGACCGGUGACUGCUUUCAUCGUGCUGCCUGCUUGCAAGGCCUUUCCCACUCACAUUCUCACCACCUUCUCUCCCACCUGUCACCCAAAUCCCAUCUUCUCUGCCCCAGUCCUUGGGACGCUGUGGGCAAGAUGCCAACCAGACCACUCUGUCAAGUGGAGUCUACCUCCCAUUGCCCCUGUCCCCCAACCCCCCCAACUCUUCUCAACCUUUGGAAAUGGCUUCCUUAAAAAAAAAAAAACCUUUUGGUUUCAAACUGAUCCUCACUUGUGGCUUAGAUGUCACAGACCACUUGGGAAAGUCCCCUUGCAAUGGGACAAUUCAGCCAAGUCUAGACUUCCUGGUUUAGAAGGACCAGGUAAGUAAGGCCAGCGUUUGGUGCCCACACAGACUUUGUACUCUGUGUUCGUGGAGCCCGGGAGCCAGAGGAGCAGAGGUUAAAUUCUAAUCUUGCUGUUGGUGUUUUCAUGAGCCACAGAGCCAGGGGAAGCUGAGGCAGGGAAAUGGUUUUCUUUAAGGCUAUAUGUUUCCUAUAGAGCGCCUUUGAGCCAACUACUUGUCCUGUCUUGUGAAAAUUUAGUACUAGAGCCUCAGGGAACUUGCUCCAACCAGCAGCAACCACGUGGACACAGGGCAGCAGAUUGCAAUGGUGGCCUGGAUUCAAGUGCUGGGUUUUGAUCCCCAAGACACCCUCUCUUGCGGACCUUACCCCUCUCCCAUCCCAGCACCCUGUGCUCCCAGCCCCCAUGCUUGUUAUGCUAUGGCAGACAGUGGGUCUCAAUGGACAUUCCAGACGAGGACUGCCCUUGUCUCAACACAUCUUAGAAAUCAGCUUCGGGGGAGGGGGAAGCAUGCACAAGCCUCUCACGGCCUGAAGUAUCAAAACUCAAGGAAGCAGAAUGAGUCUAGUUGAAAUGACAGCUCUGAGCUGAAAAAAGCUUGGGACUCUGUGUAAAAAGCUCUUUCCAGCCCCUCCCCCUUUCUCUUCUGGGUGAUAAGAAUCCCAUCGUGGUCAUCCCCACUGGGCUCUAAGGACCCCUCGAGACCAUAGAUCAUAGAUGUGCUUAAUGGGGAUGCUGGAAGGCAGGCAGAAGGGACUUUUGUUGGUGACACCUGUUUCUUUCUUUCCUCGGGUCCUCGUAGAUCUUGCUCCCUCCCGGGCUACAGGGACGUAAUACUUCUGCUUUCAGUUCUGGGGAUACAGAACGCCUCUUAGCCUGUCUCUUGGGCAAUGUCCUGGGAAUUGGGAAUCCUUCUGCAGGGAAUCCUUUCUCCGGGGCCCUGUGUACAGACCUUGCACUUAGCAAGGGGUUGCCAUAACCAAGGUCGCUCUGGGGGUUCUCAUCUCAGGGGAGAGGCAGGCCUGCAGACAGAGGGUCUGGUGCAGUCAAAGCUUCCAUAAUAAGAAGUGGGAACUGAGGGCACAGGAAAUGCCAGGUUUGAACCAUCACACUGUGCUGGACGGACAGAAUCCUUUCCCUCUCAAAGAGGUAAAGUGAGCAGGAGAGAUGCUAUGGGUGAGGAUUUAGCUCAGGGCUGUCCCUGGAUGAAUAAAUGUUCACAGAUGUUAGUUGCUAUUAUUAUUAGUCUAUUAUUACCAAUAACAGGUGGGCCACACUUAUUGCGGGAGCACAUUUGAUCUCUUUGGUGGUAAUUUUCCCAGGCAGUGGGCAAUGGAGGGAGGGAUGGGCACCCGUGCACGGAGAACUGCGUGCGUGCGUACAGGCUGGAAAGCUCUGGGUGGGAGCCGUGGGUGGGAGUCGCUGCUGGAACUCAGUCAACAGUGUAAUGCAGGUCCCGGUAGGAAGGCCAGGGAAGGAGUCAGAGGUCAUCCUGCCAGGGGCUGUGCACGGUUAAAUGCUCGCUGACCCGAAGCAGCCUUGUCAGUUUUGCAGCUCUCUGCAAAAGGUUGCCUGACUGUAGUUACCCAGGAAAGAGCAGGAUUAAUUUCUGCACGGGAGGAAGAGCAGGGCUACUUUUAUACCAAAGGGUUCUCUCUAUUCCUUCUCAGUCUCUUUUAGCAAGCAUAAAGCUUUCUCUCCUCCUUCCCUCUGCCUGACAGGGUCCCCCAUGCCAAAGUCUUCAAAAAUGUUCCAUGCCUGCUCGUCAUGGUUGAAUACGUAUGUAAUCUCAGCACUCAGAAGGUCAGGAGGCAGGAGGAUAGCCAUUUUAGGGAUAGCCUGGGCUACAUGGUGAGACCUUGAAUGAAGAAAAAAAAAAGAUGCUGUGUGCUGUCCUGUAUGCGUUUCGUAAAUCUCUAAGCUGGCUGCACAGUGUUUGGUUUCUGACUUUGUGUGCCCCUGGGUGCCGAGUGGUAGGUGGAUCACCCUACGGUAUGCUCCUGGAACCUGCCCUGACUUUUGGGAAAUUCCUGAGUGCAGGUGACUGUGGGGGGAGGUGUUCCUGGAUGUCUCAGAAUCCAGGAUGGCAUUCCACUAGAGUCCCACAGAUGUGCUUCUAUGCGGGUAGUUUGUAGCUUGAUUGAUGGGGCAGGUGGUGACCAAACCCUAAGCUGGCCCCAGGGAGGAAUGAGUCUUUUAGGAUGACUGCUCAGAAUAUCGUGUGACUAUAGAUCCUGCCUAUAGACAGGAGGCGUUCGAGCACAUGCUUAACUGUUUGUUUUUCCAUGAUGACUGUUUAAGUUUAGGGGUUUGAAUUCUGAUCCUGCUUUCCGCCAGUUUUUGGACCUUGGGCAAUGGUUCCGUUUCCGUGGGCCCCCAAUUUCUCCAUCUGGAAACCCAGACCAUAUAUAUUGAAUAUAUAACGCACAUAUAAAGAAUUCUGAGUUCUCCUAAGGAUUUUGAUCCGAUGUAGAGUGAUGGGUUUCUAAGGUUUUGUGUGUGUGUGUGUGUGUGUGUGUGUGUGUGUGUGUGUGUCACUAUGUACUGAGGCUCUCCUUGAACUCUCAGUCCUCCUAUUUCAGCCUGGGUUCUGGGGUUAUAGGGGUGCACCCCUCUGUGUGAUGUAGCUUCUAAGCUGUUCAUGAUAUUGGUACAAUGUCCACUGAAUUUUCAUCCAUGGCUCUGUUUGUACCAUACCUAGAGUUACAUAAUAAUCAUUCUUCUUUUAGUUUCCUUUUUAAAUUAUUUAGUUUUUUUUUUUUUUUUUUUAGAUUUACUUACUUGAUUUUGUGUGCAUGAGUGUUCGCCUGAUUCUAUAUGUGCACCACAGAUGUGCCUGGUGCUAGCAGAAGUCAGAAGGGAACAUUGGAUCCCCUGCAACUGGAGUUACAGAUGGUUGUGAGCUAGCGUGUGGGUGCUGGGAAUCAAACCUGGAUCCUCUUUCCGGGCAAACAGCGUUCUCAACAGCUAAGCCAUCUUUGCUGUUCCCUAGUCUUCUAUUUCAUUCACUAGACCCACAGUUCUCAGUUGUGAACAGUUCUGGCCAGUGUCUAGAGGUGUCUCUGUUUGUCAGAGCCAGCUAGGAGGGACCUGGAGAAGACGUGGCCUCUAGUGCCUCGAGACCAGGAAGGCUAUGGGAUAUUCUGCAGUGCAUAGCACAGCCCCUCACAGCAAAAAAUUCCAGGCUCCCAAACGUGAAUAGCAUCAAGGCUGAGAUGGGUUACACUCGACCUUGUGUCCUCUGAGGUCAGUGGCUGUAUCUAAUUCAUUCAGCUGUGUCCCCGGUUGUCAGAGCCAGGGAGACAAUCCACAUACAUUAAAAGAAUGAAUGAGAACUUGGAAGGCCUCGUGCACCCUGGAGUCCCGGGGGUUUGGCUUACAGGAUGAUUUGAAUGGGCAGGAGAGAGAUGAGUCUGCAGGACAACAGCCACUUGGUAAUUCAGACCAAAGGCUGUCAGAGCAUGCCUACUAUUUUCCUUUGGACAGGUGCACGGGGGCCUGGAUCAGCUGGAUCACGGCUGUAUUACUGCUGCGUUUGCUUGUGCCAGACACGAGGCCCAUCUAGAUCCUCAGGUGGGCUGGGAAAAGGGGCCAUAGGUGCUAACAAGGAACACCCUGUCAGCUGAGCUCUCGGGAUCUGCUAGGCUGGGGCGUAGCUGCCGUCAGCUUCCUGUUUUUUUCCCUUUCUGGUGGAAUGAAGGAAACCCACUGAAUGGCUGUUUUUCCACUGACAUUUACAGCAAUGUGAUAGGCCUUGGAUUAAUGAGGUCAAGCUACAGUGUGAAAUCUACCCGAUAACUUGGAACCUGGCCAGCAGGAAGACAUGCUUGUUUUCUUGGGGCUGUUUGAUGUUUGUGAAUGGCUUUGGGCAGGAAGCAGGGGUUAUAACUGCUCAAGAGAGGGGUGUGCUUUAUGCCCUGGGAUUGUGGAGCUCGGUACUGCCCCUUUUCCUAAUUUACUGGAAAAGCUUAUUUUAAUGUGGACUUUGAAAAGUCCACAGCUCAUUAAAGCAAAAAUUCACUUUGAGUCAGGCAGGUUGAUGAUGACUGGGAACAUGGACCAUAGAGAGGAUACCCCCACCCCUCACCCCCGCCAUCUCUGCCUCAAGUAGAAGAAUUCAGGCCCCACCAUGAGGCUCCAGCCCCUCGGGAGCCCCUGUGCUCCCCUGGCCCCGGGCUCACGGUGCUAGCCCCAGACAGAGCAAGGGCAGGUGCGGGGCCAUGGCCAGCCACGUGGACCUGCUCACAGAGCUGCAGCUGCUGGAGAAGGUGCCUACACUGGAGCGCCUGCGCGCAGCCCAGAAGCGCCGGGCUCAGCAGCUGAAGAAGUGGGCACAGUAUGAGCAGGACCUGCUUCAUCGCAAGCGCAAGCAUGAGCGGAAGCGUAGCACCGGUGGACGUCGCAAGAAGGUGUCCUUCGAGGCCAGUGUAGCGUUGCUGGAGGCCUCACUGAGGAAUGACGCUGAAGAAGUACGAUACUUCCUGAAGAACAAGGUCAGCCCUGAUUUGUGUAAUGAGGAUGGGCUCACAGCCUUGCACCAGUGCUGCAUUGACAACUUCGAAGAGAUUGUGAAACUGUUGCUCUCCCAUGGUGCAAACGUGAACGCCAAGGACAACGAGUUGUGGACACCCUUGCACGCUGCAGCCACCUGCGGCCACAUCAACCUAGUGAAGAUCCUCGUUCAGUAUGGGGCUGACUUGCUUGCUGUCAACUCUGAUGGGAACAUGCCCUAUGACCUCUGCGAGGAUGAACCCACCCUGGAUGUCAUCGAGACCUGCAUGGCGUACCAAGGCAUCACCCAGGAGAAAAUCAAUGAGAUGCGAGCAGCUCCUGAGCAGAAGAUGAUUUCGGACAUCCACUGCAUGAUAGCAGCCGGCCAGGAUCUCGACUGGAUAGAUGGCCAGGGUGCCACACUGCUACACAUAGCUGGAGCCAAUGGAUACCUGCGGGCAGCCGAGCUCCUCCUGGACCACGGAGUGCGUGUGGACGUCAAGGAUUGGGAUGGCUGGGAGCCUCUGCAUGCAGCAGCCUUCUGGGGACAGAUGCCAAUGGCAGAGCUCUUGGUGUCCCAUGGAGCUAGUCUCAGUGCCAGGACAUCCAUGGAUGAGAUGCCAAUAGACUUGUGUGAGGAGGAGGAAUUCAAAGUCCUGCUGUUGGAGCUUAAACACAAGCAUGAUGUAAUCAUGAAGUCCCAGCUGAGACACAAGUCAUCCCUGAGCCGGAGGACAUCCAGUGCAGGCAGCCGUGGGAAGGUGGUGCGUCGAGCCAGCCUGUCAGACAGAACCAACCUAUACCGGAAAGAAUAUGAAGGAGAGGCCAUCUUGUGGCAGCAGCGGAGUGCAGCUGAGGAACAGCGUACUUCCACCUACAACGGAGACAUCAGGGAGACCAGGACAGACCAGGAGAACAAGGACCCGAACCCCAGGCUGGAGAAGCCCGUGCUGCUUUCAGAAUUCUCUACCAAGAUCUCCCGGGGAGAACUGGAUGGGCCUGUGGAGAAUGGCCUCCGGGCUCCUGUCAGCACCUACCAGUAUGCGCUGGCCAACGGGGACAUAUGGAAGAUGCACGAGAUACCUGACUACAGCAUGGCCUAUGGCAACCCCGGCAUGGCUGAUGUCCCCCCACCCUGGAGCGGCUUCAAAGAGCAGAGCCCCCAGACGCUCCUGGAGCUGAAGAGGCAGAGGGCCGCAGCCAAGUUGCUCAGCCACCCGUUCUUAAGCACCCACCUGGGCAGCAGUGUGGCCAGGUCGGGGGAGGGCAGCAGCGAAGGCAAGGCCCCCUUGAUCGGAGGCAGAACUUCCCCCUACAGCAGCAACGGGACCUCGGUGUAUUAUACGGUCACCAGCGGAGAUCCCCCGCUCUUGAAGUUCAAGGCCCCCAUGGAGGAGAUGGAGGAGAAAGUUCACGGCUGCUGCCGGAUCUCCUAAUGUCUGUAAACUGGCCGAGAGAGCUGCCUCGGAGAGGGGUCCCCAGAAUCCAAAGCCAGUUCGACAGCCCUGGCUGGGGAGGUGUUGGGGCAGCCGAGGAGAGGUGGGGUCUGCUUUCCAGAGGAAUGCUGACCUUACCUCAUGCCCAGCUGCCCAUAGCAUCUCCACUUCCUCCUGUGCUGCUUCCUUGCCUCACUCAAUGCCUGCAUCUGAAGUAUAGUGGGCCGACGCACACUGCAGUCUGAUCCAGGGAGGGUGGGGUUGGGAUCUCAGUUCUGUGCUUGGUAAAGGCUUCUUAGACAAGGAAUAACAACACCCCUUCACACACACACACACACACACACACACACACACACACACACACACACACACAGAGAAUCAAUUUAGUGUGUGAGAAGGCUACACCUGAGCUCUUGGGAUGCAGAUGGGGCUGAGAACUUGUGGGUUAUCCCCAGAAGAAUGAAUUCAAGACAGUCUUGGCACCACUGCCAACUGGCUUCCACUUGGGGAGAGGCCUGCUCAGUUGAGACCCACAGCUUUGAAGUCAUACCAGGCUGGGACACUAUCACACCUAGCAGAGACAGGAAGUCCUAUGGAUUCAUAGAAGCCAGGAGUCCAUAUGGAUCAGGUUUGUGGGUCCAGGCCUUCUCCCCAUAGCCUUGCUGAGAUCUGCUCUCAUGCACAUGUCAAUAGGAAGGUGGAGGACUAUUCACGGGUCAGGCUGGAAAGUCAGGCCAUUCAUGCGUAGAAGAAACCAAAUCUUGUUUUGGUCUUCCCUUGGAAGCGUAGGAGUUAGGUAGGGUACAGCACACAGGUAUUUUCCAAACUGUGUUUGGUAAAAGCCUUCUUUGAGGCUGUAAGAUUCCGGGUGGGAGGUAACCGAAUUUGCCUUUUCCCAAGACAGUGUCACAGUUGGGUUUUAUUGUCUGGUAUUUGAGAAAUGAAUUUCAUCAGGAGCUUCUGGGGAGGGGGGGAGGUCUUCCAGGGAAAGGUGCACACACUGCUGAGAACACCAGGGUUAACGUUGAUAUGACACAGCAUCCUAGCUGGUCUUUGUGGUUUUCAUGCUGUUCUGGUCCGGUCCAUUUCAGCCUGCCUUCUUCAGCCUGAGCCAUCACCUGGAGCAGUUGAGGCUUGCUUGCACCCCACCCUCCCACCUUACACAGUUGAGUCUGCAGAGUGAAUGCUCAGGCCCAGGUCCCUCCUAGCUUUGCCUUUUCUGUAAUGCUAUGUAAGACGUGUUUGCCAAGCGUCGGCUCCCACCAGGAGGUCUGAAGGCUCUCAGCCUGCUUUUCCUGGAGUGGUUAUGCCCAAAGCUGCAAACUGAGGUGCCCAUGGCCACUGUCCUGUGCUGCCUUCAGGAGAGCACAGCAUGGCUGGAGUUGGCUAUCAUCCAAGCUGUACAGCUUUGCUGCCCUUGUCUUCCUGAUGCUGGGGAAGGAAGCCCACACCACGUCACGACCACACUUUCCCAUGAACCCAGUGAAAUUCUGCUCCAUACACUGGCUCCACCGAAAUCUUCUGGCAUCACAGGCAAGCUAUGAAUUUGUUCCUUGCUCUGUGCUCUUUUUAUUUGUCCUCAAACUACCUCCUUAGAGCCCUGAGAGAGUCCCUAUGUCACUCGGAUGUAUGGGACAGAUGCCCACGUCUUUAUGGCCUCCCAGUGCCACACCCUUAGUGGUUCAGCCUGCCAUUUGUUGGUCUCUGUCUCCACUGUGGCCUUAGGACCGCAGUAGACUAGAGAUGAAGCGGGACCUGACUAAAUUGGGCAGAGGCUUUAUUAGAACCAGGAGUAGUGUGGGCCCAAGAGCACCCUGGAGGCUACUAGAUGCAGAAGGAGGUGCACAACACUAGGUCAUCCCCCCCCAACUUCAGGACAGAUGGGAUCUGGCACAGUGAUGUAAUAUAAUAUAACAUAAGAGACUAAAGACAGUUUAUUGAAUCCCUGGGGCCUCGGCUAGGCUCUGCAGUCCAUGGCUGAAAGAGGAGAUGAUAAAAACACACACCUGUGGCUUUAGACUUUUAGCUCUGACAGACACUGAAAUGCCUCUGGAGAUGACUUUAGCCACAAGGUGGCCAGUCGGCCCGGCAGCCAGCCAUGUACUCCUAGGAGUCAGCUGCCCAGGGUUUCUGAGCCCUUUGCGCAGGGGCCAGAGAACAAAGGUAUUUAUUGCCUUCUCUGAGCUGUUCAGGCCAUUUCUCCUCCAUAGCCAGCACUUCUUCCUGCCUCCUGGGCCAUUCUUCUCUACCUGAGGGGUGGGAGACUCAGCUGCCUCCUCCACGGGAGCUAAUACCAGACAGUGUGGAUUCAUGGGCUUUUGUUCACGGUUUCCACCAGGGAUAAACAAAUGUUCCCUGUUUAGGCUCCAAGUCCCCAGGGCACUUUGUGACUCUUUGGAAUAUUGAGAGGCACAGUGAGGAACAAUCUCCAGUGCGUGAGCCAGGGCCACCCACCCAUUCACUCAUGUGAUUGAGGUGUGGAGACACACCAGACAUUCGUUUUGGCAGAUAAUGGACUAGCCGGGCAGCGAAGACUUUGAUUUGUUGAAGACCGUGGGCAUCCCUAGACUCGUCCAUGAUUCUAAUCAGAGUGCCUCCAUCCCAGACCAGUGCCCCCAUGCUCUGCAGCACCUGCAGCUCUUAGAGUGUGAAUCUCUUGAGCUGGGACAUAGCUCUAUGGCUACACCUAGAUAACAUUUGCCACUAAGUGCAGAGGCUAGAUCUCAGGUACCAGGCAGACACUGUACUGGUCCGUCUAGAGCCUUCAGAGGUAGCCUUCAGGCCAGCAUCUAUAGAGAACAAUAUAACAGCAGUCUAAGGUCAGUGCCCGGAAGAACCAGAAGUCUGCAAUUUGCUGUCAAAUACAUCCCUAGCAUUUACAGUCCUGUUCUCGUUUUUUACUCAUGAAUCGUACAGUCUUCUCCCCUACACCAACAGUGGAUGUUGGGAGGGAGGACAACUACUUCUCUUCAAAUUAACCAUUUCCAUGUGUGUCAGCCUCUCUGCCUGGAAGGUAUGGAUCCAAGGGCUAGGAGAAGCCUGGCAAGGUUGACCAGAUGGCUCACUCCUACCAGGAACCUGUGUCUUGGCAGCCAUUCUUGGCAAACUGGAGACAUCUAUUUCCAAACCAGGUGCCCUGCAGUUCCCUGUGAGCUGUCAUUCCUUGCCCCCACCCUAUGCUCCCCAAACUAUUAGAAAUUGGUAGCUAUCACCAGAUUGUGAAUUUCUGGCCAGUAGCUCAGGGAAUUGGAAUGAAUCCUAAACCCAGGUCUAUUGAAGACUUUGGGGAUAUAAUUCUUUAUCAAAUAUGCAGCAUUAAUGAAGCUUCACUGCACUGUUUGAUUAACUUGUAGAUGUUUGGAAAGGUUGCCAGAGUGUGGCCCCAGCCAGGUGUAGUGGCACACACCUUUCAUCCCAGCACAAAGGAGGCAGAGGCAUGUGAUGUAUUUCUGAGUUCCAGGCCAGCCAGGGCUACACGGAGAAACCCUGUCUCAAAAAACCAAAUAAAUAAAAAUAAAAUAUGGCCUUGGUUGGGUUAACACAGUCUAGCUUUGUAACAAUGUGAGACUCUUGAUUCUUAGUGUUCAUUACCCUCUGGUCCUGGCGUUGUCUCCCACCUGCUCUCCCAAAGCAGGAUACCGGGAUGUUUUCCAGAGGGGCCAUCCUUAUAUGAUGUCAGGACUGUCUGAACUUUCACUAUUUGUGGCCUGGUGAUAGCCUCCCUUCCCCAGGGCACAGAAAAGCCAAGGAUCAAAUGGCCAGGGUGGACAGCUCCACUGAAGUGACCCACUCUUUUUCUAGAAAGCCCAAGGCCUCUCCCUUGUUAGCCAGAGGGCCUCCUUCUCAUGGGCACUUCUAAUGCCACUGUGCGGGGCCUGGCUCUGCACACCCUGGAAAAGUCUGCAGACACCCAGCCCUCCGCAAUAAUUCACCAGACCAGAAGCCACUGAUGUACAGAGAACACUUAAGAAAAAAAAUGUAUUUUAUGUGAAAAAAAAGUUAAAAACUCUGUAUACUGUAUCAGCAGCUUUCUGUAAAAAUGGCAAUCAAAAGAGUCUAAUAUAUUUAAAACUUUUUUAAAAAAAAUAUUCUCAUGGAUCUUUGAUAUUGUAUUGAAGUAGCUUCGUGCCUCCAAGGUGGGGUCUGACCGUAUCACCAAGGGGCCUGUACCUCUGGAGUUACUCCCAGCUGCCGAGGCCUGUGACGGAAUUCGCUGUUAUGGAUUUUUAAUUAAGAUUAUUAAAUUCCUUUUAAUAACA
Rattus norvegicus (Norway rat) is the source of this 10692-nucleotide messenger RNA. RefSeq names its product protein phosphatase 1, regulatory subunit 16B (gene Ppp1r16b). NCBI's taxonomy places the organism in Eukaryota, Metazoa, Chordata, Mammalia, Rodentia, Muridae. Gene Ontology annotation, biological process: regulation of phosphatidylinositol 3-kinase/protein kinase B signal transduction; positive regulation of blood vessel endothelial cell proliferation involved in sprouting angiogenesis; positive regulation of endothelial cell proliferation. The record is from RefSeq and is a predicted model, not a curated record. Gene Ontology annotation, molecular function: protein phosphatase regulator activity. Gene Ontology annotation, cellular component: perinuclear region of cytoplasm; plasma membrane; nucleus.